GAACUGAACCCCUCCCACUGGUUACCUGGUGACGAUGACGAUGGUACUUCCUGAUACACCUGGUCAGGUAAACAACAGAUUGAAACAUCUCCUGCAGCAUGAGAGGAGAGAAAACUGAGAGCUCCGGAUUUCAGAACAAACAUCUGUGAUGGGUGACUGUAUGAAGACGGAGCUGGUGAGCGCCAUCCAUCUGCAGGAGGUGGAACUGCAGGACAGACCUGCAGACGCUCAGCAGGACGCCAAGAACAACAACAAAGAUGAUCAGACGUUCACUGUGGAGGAAGCUGUGGAGACGAUCGGCUUCGGACGAUUUCACAUCCUGUUGUUUGUCAUCAUGGGGAGCUCAAACAUCGUGGAGGCCAUGGAGAUCAUGCUGUUAGCUGUAGUUUCUCCUGAGAUUCGAUGUGAGUGGCGUCUGGACGACUGGCAGGUGGCACUCGUCUCCACGAUGGUGUUUCUGGGUUUCAUGGUUUGCGGGGUCCUGGCAGGAUACAUCGCUGACAGAUACGGACGCUGGAAGGUGGUGUUUGGAGGUUUCGUGUGGAGUGCGUACUUCUCUCUACUCACCUCGUUCGCACCAUCUUAUGGUUGGUUCAUCUUCCUGCGCAGCAUGGUGGGCUGCGGCGUCGCAGGAGUGUCGCAGGGGUUUGUGUUGAAGACGGAGUUCAUCCCUGCGAAGCAUCGAGCCUUCCUGCUGCCUCUGGCUUCCGUCUUCUGGAUGACGGGCUCCAUGCUGAUCAUCAUCCUGGGGAUGCUGGUGGUUCCCACGAUGGGCUGGAGGUGGAUGAUCCGCAUCUCCAUCACCCCCAGUAUCAUCCUCAUCUUCCUCUUCAAGUUCAUUCCUGAGUCGGCUCGGUACAACGUGUCAGCAGGAAACGUUCAGGCUGCCGUCGACACUCUGAACCGGAUCGCUAAGAUGAACAGAUCGUCUCUUCCUCCAGGACGACUGAUGGAGCCGCCUGUAAAAGAAAGAGGCAGCUGGAGGAUUCUGCUCAGUCCAGCGUUCAGGAGGACGUCCUUACUGCUCUGGUACACAUGGUUCGUGGCGUCCUUCUCGUACUACGGCUCGGUGCUGAGCAGCUCGGAGCUGUUGGAGAAGAACUUGCUGUGCGUGACUAACGCCGAUCGGGAGCAUCAGGUCAAACACCGCCAUGAGGACGGACUGUGUUACUGCAUCCCCUUCGGAUUCAGCGACUACCAGACGCUCCUCAUCAGCUGCCUGGGCGAGGUCGCACUCGUCCCGUUGAACAUCUGUCUGCUCAGCGUGUUCGGACGCAAGAAGAGUCUGAUGGUGCUGCAGCUGCUGGCGGCCAUUUUGUUCAUGAUGAUCAACAUCUGCACAACCAUGUUGGGGUUCACGGUGCUGCUGUUCCUGCUUCGGUCUCUGGUUUCCAUGAACUUUAAUGUGGUUUAUAUUUACACUGCUGAGGUGUAUCCCACCGUGGCUCGGUCUCUGGGGAUGGGCUUCUGCACGUCGUUCAGUAGGAUCGGAGGGAUGAUCGCUCCGUUCAUCGCUCAGGUGCUGAUGUCUCAGUCGGUGAUUCUGGCUCUCAGUCCGUUCGCCGUCACGUGUGUGAUCUGCGCUCUGGGAAACUUCCUGCUGCCGAUAGAAACUAAAGGACGAGCUCUGCUGCAAAACUCCUGAUGUCAUCAUCCAAACCAAACGCCUGUUACUGUUUGUCUUUAUAUCUGUAAUGUAAAGAUAUUAAAUAUAAUUCUGUCAUCA
This is a messenger RNA of Thunnus maccoyii (southern bluefin tuna), 1726 nucleotides long. RefSeq names its product SVOP-like (gene svopl). Gene Ontology annotation, biological process: transmembrane transport. Gene Ontology annotation, cellular component: membrane. Bases 149 to 1645 code for a protein of 498 amino acids. The transcript has 16 exons. The record is from RefSeq and is a predicted model, not a curated record. Gene Ontology annotation, molecular function: transmembrane transporter activity. NCBI's taxonomy places the organism in Eukaryota, Metazoa, Chordata, Actinopteri, Scombriformes, Scombridae.